Messenger RNA from Dicrocoelium dendriticum, 640 nucleotides. Lineage: Eukaryota; Metazoa; Platyhelminthes; Trematoda; Plagiorchiida; Dicrocoeliidae. The record is from the annotation of a GenBank genome assembly.
UUUUUCUUCCCUCAGGACCCUGAAGCAACAGACCUGUAUAUGCGAUGGAGCCUUCAAGAUGUUCCUUUUCUCUUUUUAUUUGAUGAUCCGACACGCAUUGAGCGAUUCUUUCACACUAUCCGCCUUCGUGACAUGUGGGAUGCCACGUUUGACAUUAUCACAAUCCCCUUGACCAAUGUGUUCCGAUCGUCUCAAAAUUUUCCUUUCCUGGAACUGACGUUGUACGAUGUGAAGUAUCCAAAAUAUUUUGGAGACUUUGUAUCACAUCUACCGGAUUUGGCAUUAAAAAACAAGGGCACAUUGAUUGCCAGCACAAACCAACUCACGAUUCAUGCAGGCAGCCGUCUGCCCAAUUACAUUGUUUCCACGCAGUGGGCUAAUAAGGAAGAUUUUCAGCAUUAUCUCAAAGAGACCGAGGAACUGUUGAACGGCGAACAGUAUGCAUGUACCGUGCGUGUAUUAUUCCUGCUAAGUCAAUAUCCCCGGACAACGUCUUUGUGAAUAAACCUGAUCCAGCUACCAAUCAUCUUUCGUUUCUUUUCAAAUUCAUUGAGUAUCUUCACUGAAUGUAGGUAUCUUGAUGCGAACACAAUAUAUUGUCGCUUUGCAAUGGGACCAUGAUACUUACAGUUACAAAGGA